AUGGAGAAAAAUACAGUAGUGAAAUAUAAAGAGUGCCUCAAGAACCAUGCUGCUGCAAUUGGUGGCAAUGCAACUGAUGGAUGUGGCGAGUUCAUGGCUAGUGGAGACAGUGACUCACUUGAAGCUUUUAACUGUUGUGCUUGUAAUUGCCACAGAAACUUCCACAGAAAAGAAAUAGAGUAUGAUUCUCAAUAUUAUCCUCUUUCAUUGAUUCCUGAUCAUAACAUUAAUACCCCCUUCUUGGCUCAUUUAUCUCCAAUCAAAAGUGAAUCAAAUAGUCCUUCUGAUCAGCCUUACUAUGAGAAAGAUUGUAUCAAAGAGGUGGAAAAUCGAACGGAAAAGAUGAUUAAGAAGAGGUCUAGAACCAAGUUUAGUAAAGAACAGAAGGAGAAGAUGUUGUGUUUUGCAGAAAAAGCUGAAUGGAGGAUACAGAAGCUAGAGGAAUCUGUGGUGCAGAUGUUUUGUCAAGAGAUUGGAAUCAAGAGAAAAAUACUCAAAGUGUGGAUGCACAAUAAUAAGAACACUUUUUCCAAAAGAAAUGUUUGUAGUAUUAGUGACAAAUUUUAGACUCUGAGUAGUCCGUCUUGCACGUCCUCAAAGACACCUGUUAUAUGAUUUAGAGAAUCUGAUAUAUCCAACUUUAAUAUU
This is a messenger RNA of Vicia villosa (hairy vetch), 648 nucleotides long. Its product is annotated as zinc-finger homeodomain protein 2-like. Gene Ontology annotation, molecular function: transcription cis-regulatory region binding; DNA-binding transcription factor activity. The transcript has a single exon. NCBI's taxonomy places the organism in Eukaryota, Viridiplantae, Streptophyta, Magnoliopsida, Fabales, Fabaceae. The record is from RefSeq and is a predicted model, not a curated record. Gene Ontology annotation, biological process: regulation of developmental process; regulation of DNA-templated transcription. Bases 1 to 567 code for a protein of 188 amino acids. Gene Ontology annotation, cellular component: nucleus.